Myotis myotis is the source of this 3935-nucleotide messenger RNA. RefSeq names its product zinc finger CCCH-type containing, antiviral 1 like (gene ZC3HAV1L). NCBI's taxonomy places the organism in Eukaryota, Metazoa, Chordata, Mammalia, Chiroptera, Vespertilionidae. The record is from RefSeq and is a predicted model, not a curated record. The coding region runs from base 51 to 944 and encodes 297 amino acids. Gene Ontology annotation, molecular function: metal ion binding. The transcript has 4 exons.
CUGGCCGCCUCGGAUUUCCGCGCUGGGCCGCGCAGGGAGCCGGGGCGGCCAUGGCGGAGCCCACCGUGUGCUCCUUCCUCACCAAGGUGCUGUGCGCCCACGGGGGCCGCAUGUUCCUGCAGGACCUGCGCGCCCACGUGGAGCUCUCGGAGGCCCGGCUCGGCGACGUGCUGCGCCAGGCCGGGCCCGACCGCUUCCUGCUGCAGGAGGUGGCGGUGCAGGAGGGCCCCUGGGACGCCGAGGCCGAGGUGGCGGCGGGCGCGGGCGGCGGCGGCCCCUCGGCCUGCAGGGUGGUGGCCGUGUCCUCCGCGCGCCUCUGCGCCCGCUACCAGCGCGGCGAGUGCCAGGCCUGCGACCAGCUGCACUUCUGCCGCCGCCACAUGCAGGGCAAGUGCCCGAACCGCGACUGCUGGUCUACCUGUACCCUUUCCCAUGAUAUCCACACACCUGUCAACAUCCAAGUCCUGAAAAACCAUGGGCUUUUUGGCCUCAAUGAGGCCCAGCUUCGGAUUCUGCUUUUACAGAACGACCCCUGCCUUUUACCAGAGGUCUGUCUGUGCUACAACAAAGGUGAAGCCCUGUAUGGCUACUGCAUCCUCAAGGACAAAUGCAAUAAGUUUCAUGUGUGCAAGUCCUUUGUCAGGGGAGAGUGCAGGCUUCAGAAAUGCAAACGGUCCCACCAACUCAUCAACGCGGCAUCCCUGAAGCUGCUGGAGGACCAAGGACUGAAUGUGUCCAGUGUCGUUAAUUUCCAGAUCAUCUCUACCUACAGGCACGAGAAGCUGCAUAAGAUGCUUGAAAAUAAAGAUAAUUCAGCUUCUUCUGUUGAGCACUCACUGGGCCUUGAGAAGCAAGGAAGACCGGUUCCUGGGGCUGCAGAAGCUCGUCCCCUGGCUUCUGCCCCUGCCCAGUCGGCCAAGAAGCCAUGUGCAGGGAAACCGUGAAGGACGUCGCUGAAGUAAGAAGAAGCUCAAGAAGCUCAUCCAGUUGGAAGGUCUGGAAACAAAGCUUCCGUUUUGAGCUUUGAUUUGCAGCUAUUCAUUCAUUUAAUUAUUUCUUUAAAAUACCUACCUCACGGGGUGUCGUGAGAAUGAAAGAAGAAGGAAAAGGAGACGUUGUCAGAUUUGGAGGAUAAGGUCGGAGAUGAGGUUGGAGCAGGCAAAGAGAGGGUAAACCUGAGUGCAGAUGGGGUCCGUGCUGGGCAAGGCCUGGGAUGGCAGCUUCUGCCUGCAGUUCCUGAGAGCUUUCCCGGGCCGGCUGGCAGAGCUCGUAAACAGGCAGGUUUCGCUGACUUGCUCUGUGACCCGGCCACAUGUUUGCCUGCAUGCUCAUAUAUACAGUUUGAAUACAUCAACCUCAUAAGCAUCUUCUCAUAUUUGUUCACAUUUAUCACGCAUCAUCAUUUUUGUGCACAGAUACAUUCGUAUAUCAUAGUUUUCUUAACUGCUUCCCUUAUCCUGGGAAAUUUUGAUUCUUUCUAACAAAUUUGGAAUAUAACUCUUUUCUUAAAAUCCACACAAUAUUGAAUUUUUAAAGUUAGUCUUUUGCUUAGCUUAUAGUUGCAAAAUGAUACUGUCUUUUGAUUUGCAUUUCUUUAGGUUUAUGUGCAAGUGAAUAUUUUUAUGUGUCUGCUUUCUGUAGGUCUUUAUUUUGUGCAUUUUGCACAUGCCCUUUAAUUAUGGGGGCCUGUAAUUACCUCUUUUGUGCCAAUGGGGGAUGGCCUUUAGUUAGGCUCCUUAAUUUUUAUGAAAGGCUGUCAGCCAUACUGUGCUCAUACAAUAUUCACCUCUUGUGGUUGCAUCCUCGGGCAACACAGAGAGUAUAUAACUUUUGGGUGCUCGCCAGAGAUUCCUACCUCACUUCUGCUCUGCCCUUAUGAAACUUUGUCCAAAGCCCAGUUGUUAUGGUUUGAAGGAUGUGUAGUUCAUCCAUUCCUCAAAAUUCUAUUCAUUCUUUUAUGGAUCAGGAUGGACCAUCAGAGAUCUAUAUACCUCGCCCACUUCAUGUUCACUUCCCCCUCCCUCUCCUCUCUUCCCCCACCCAGAUGUCUUCAUCCAGUGAUGCUUAGAUGUUUGGUUCUUUGUUUCCAUCAAAGGGUACCACAGAGAAGCACUUUAUGGAACCCUUCCCUGUGUUUGCUGUCGUAAUAGCCCCACAUGUCUGUGUGGAGUGUUUUUAGAAAUACUGAACUGUCCUGCAAUAGCAUGACAUUUGAGAAAUAGGGGCAAGGUAGUGAGUUUUUCAUAAGGCUAACUUUAUUUAAUUUAGAAAUAUUUUUGUCGUGAAGUUCUGUCUUUUGCAUUGGGGGUGGUAUUCAAAAAAAUGUCUUUUGUAAAGGGAGAAAUUGCUGUUUUCUCCUAAUGGACAGUAAAAGUCAUGCAACUUUUGUUAAACUUUUCAGUUUGGUUGUCAACAAUGGUGUUUCUGAAGCCCUCACAGCUUGCAUAUCUUGUUUCUUCUUCCUAGUUCUGAUUUCUCCUGGUGCUGAUUUUUAAAAAUAUAUUUUUACGUUUUUAUUAUUAUCAUUAUUUACAUUAUAUCACUGUACUACAUAUAUUUUUGUUGUAAGCCAUCGUCAGUCCUUAAUGGAAACAGUGUAGUAUGUAAAUGCUUAUCCUUUAUAUGAAGAGACUUGGUAGACUUUUAUAUUAUCGUGUUUCUUUCAUAUAUCUUUUAAUUAUGUGCUUAUAUAUGAGGCUAUUGACCCUUUGUAAUCUUUGUUGCAAUAUUUUAUUCAGUUCUAUAAUAUUUCAUUUUAAUUUUAGUUCUUUGGUAUUCAUUCUGUAGAAAUAUUUUAUGUAAUCGUACCUGACGAUCAGCUGUUACAGAGUUAGACUCAGAGAUAAGUUUUCUUUGGCAAUUUAUUGGGCCUUACGAGAUGAAGCUAUACAUCUCUAGACUCCACAAAUUCAACAUAUCCUAAAUUGAAGGAUUACGUUUUCUCCAAGCUGUUCUUCCCCCUUCCCCUUUUCUUUUUAAUUUUGGAGUUUUCACCAUCUAAUGACUUAAGCCCCAAAACUGCAAAGUGCCCCAAUACUCUUCUCUCUCCUCGUUCCCAGUGUCAAAUUGGUUACCUAAUGUUGGAGAUUAUUUUCCCCUCGAAAAUCUCUCAAAUUUUUAUCCUUCUCUGUGCCUUUCUUCACAUUCCCUACACACUGCCUUGUUUAAAACCCUCGUCACCUCUUACAGAACUCAGUGGUUUUCAAGUCAUGUCUUGCGAGUGUCUUGUGGGAGGUGCUAGGUUACGCUCCUUCAAUGGUGGUUGCCCCAUUUUAAUUGUUAAUGUAAUAGACUUUUGUGGAUUUCAUUGAUCUCCUUACCACCCUUCUCUCCCUCUGCCUUCCCUUCUGCUGCCUGGUUGAUCUUUUGAAAUCCAGUCCUAAUCAUAUUGCUUUUUCCUGCCAUUACCUUUAUUGGUCCCCAUCACGUAGGGAACGAGUCAUAAACUCAGACAGCUACAGGGACCAGAAAGGUGAGUUAGUGGAUGAAAUGAGCUGGAUGUAAGAGGAAGCGGGUAAAGAGGAAGUGCUGUGGCAAAUUGUCCCGUCGAAAAGGGGCCACUGCCUCUCGUUUUCAUGUGGGAACUUGGUCCGGUUUGUCAGAUUGUCCAUUUUGACAAAAGAAGCCAGAAAGCCAGAUUUUCUGAUCUUUAAAUAUUAAGUUUUUAAAAUGCAGGCCAAUAUUGUGUGUACUGACCUACUUGUGGUUUUUGGAACGGGCCGUUUGAUCCGGUGCCUCUGCGUUUGUAAGUUCCCUCCCUCUCGGUGUCACCCUUCUUCCCUUCACCUGCCUUAAAACCUGGUAAAAUUAGAUUCUUUAACCCUUUGCGGUCGUAUUAAAUUUGGACAUGGGUGUCAUACUGGUCGGAAUUAAUUUCCAUUGAAAGAGCAGUGAUACAUAACAUGCAAGAUUAUGAAGGAUAAACAAGAUUUAUU